UUUUUUUUUUUUUUUUUUUUAAUUAUAGCAAUGUAGUUUAAAUUAAGACAGAAAAUUAGAUGAGUUGUGUUUCAGUGACUGAACUCGUUAAUGUUAAUGUUAAAUGUUUUUACCAGAAAGGGCAUAAGUGGAAACUUCGGCUUCGGCUCAAACAGACCAGAACCCAAAAAGACGAAGAAGAAGAAGAACAAACCAAGAAUUUUAUUACACCAAAACAAAAGUAUUAUUAUUAUUAAUUAUAAAUAAAAACUCCAAAACCUACGAAAGCCGUAGCCAUGGAAUCUUCUUCGGAGAAAGACCCAAUGGAGUCUGUUCUGUCUUCGUCUUCGUUCGAGAAAGAUCGCCACGUCAAGUUCUUGCAGAUGAUGUAUCAGGUUCUUCCGUACAACUACCAAACCCAUGAGAUCAACCGACUCACUCUCGCUUACUUUGUCAUCUCCGGCCUUGACCUCCUCGCUUCACUCCAUUCCAUCGACAAGGACGCAGUUGCUGAAUGGGUAUUGUCGUUUCAAGCACACCCAAGUGAUGAAGCUCAAUUAAACAAUGGACAAUUUUAUGGCUUCAGUGGUUCAAGAACAUCUCAGUUUCCUCCAGAUGAUAAUGGGGUUUUGGUUCAUAAUGGUAGUCAUUUGGCAAGUACUUAUUGUGCUUUAGCAAUUCUAAAAAUAAUUGGCUAUAACUUCUCCAAAAUUGAUUCUGUAACAAUAUUGACAUCCAUGAAAAACCUUCAACAGCCUGAUGGGAGUUUUAUGCCCAUCCACACUGGGGCAGAGAGAGAUCUAAGAUUCAUUUAUUGUGCUGCUGCCAUUUGUUCUUUGUUGAAAAAUUGGAGCGGCAUGGACAAAGAGAAAGCCAAAGAGUACAUAUUAAGUUGUCAGUCAUAUGAUGGAGGCUUUGGUUUGAUCCCUGGUUCAGAAUCUCAUGGUGGUGCAACUUAUUGCGCUGUAGCAUCUCUGCAGUUGAUGGGCUUCAUUGAAGAUGACAUUAUCUCUAAAAAUUGGUCAUCCUGCAUAAUUAAUGUACCAUUACUCCUGGAUUGGAGCUUGCAGAGGCAGGCAAGUGAUGGUGGAUUUCAAGGCCGGGCCAACAAGGAUAGUGAUACCUGUUAUGCAUUUUGGAUCGGAGCAGUACUUCGAAUUUUAGGGGGCCACAAAUUCAUUGAACAAAAAUCCUUGCGUGGAUUUUUGCUAACUUGUCAGUCUGAGUAUGGUGGUUUCAGCAAGUUCCCGGGAAUGCUACCGGAUCUUUACCAUUCCUACUACGGAUUUACAGCAUUUAGUCUUUUGGAAGAGUCCGGUCUAAACCCGCUUUGUGUUGAGCUGGGAAUUUCAGAUAUUGCUACUUCAGAAAUCUGACAUUGUCCUUCUGAUUCUUCCUGGGAGCAUGCUUAUGUGCAUAAUCAUCCCGGGAUAAAGCCAGCUUGUUUAUCAACCUAUAUAAGUGUGUUUCACAUUUUUAGGUUUAAGGGAUGCAUAAGUUUACCUUUUACCGGUUUACGAUCUUUAAAACAUUCUUUUACCUAAAGAAAAGAAAAAGAAGUGGGAAUGUAACUUAGUUUUUUUUAAAUAAACUUAUUUAAUGAAUUUAGUUAUAAUGCUGAGCUUUUUCUAACAUUUACAAGAAAAAUAAUAAAUGAUCUUAAGUUUUGCCAUUUAACUCAGCCAGCUGCAAAUCUACUUGAGAAGAUGCCCAGAAAAAAAUUAAUAUAUAUGUCAUAAACAUCAUGUGAAAAAGGUCUUUGAAAUUGUACCCGAAUAGGUUAUACCUUUACUUUGUCACCUUGUUCUAUUUAGUAGUUAAAUGUAUGCAAUGGUCAACAAUACAUGUGCCAUGUAACCCCAAAGUAUCCCUGGCCCACUAAUACCCAAUUGUAUAUAUGAGGUUGGUCGGAAUUGUUGCUUUUAACACAAAAGCUUAAGCUUAAAACAAAAGAGAACAAGGGCGUGACACUAAUGAUAGCUUAUGCAUGUCUCACUCAUUGUGAGCACGAGAAAGGGAAAGGUGUCAUUUGGGUAAAUUUAUAUGUUUUAAGUAUAUUUAAAGAGAGAAGACACAACUUUACAACUCAUAGUGCCAUUAGGACAAAGAAACAUCUGCGUUCUGCAGCAGUAGCAGCACUAUUCCCUCACAGGAAUGAUUACAGGUAUUGGACAGUUCAGUAAGACAUGAAGAUUGAAUAAAACAAAUUAGCCUCACUACUCUCUCCCCACCCCCACUUGUGCCUCUGACCCCAUCUGUGUAACACAUCAUAUUGUCCCCAUUCCAUUCUCCAACCCAUUUUGAAAACACAACAUUCAUUAUCACACAUUUUUUCAGGCUUAAACUUGGAAUAACUGAGAACUGAUGAUGAUGAUGAUGAUGAUGAUGCCCUCUAGGCCUCUACCAAAGCAUAACAAACCCAGAGCCUUAAAAUGGAAAAAGAAGUCUAAUAAAAAUGAAACCUAAAAAGAAAAAAAAAAUCAAAAAUCAAAUUGGGAUAAGAUAAUCUAAUGUGGAUAUAACGUCUUGUUAAUUGUUGAGCUGAAUGUUGAAGGUGAAGAAGCAAGGGGAAGCACCUGAGAAGAUGAGCUUGAAUGGUGAAUGACCUCCCUUGGUAUGCUCUUGUCAACAGUGAUUUCUAUAAAAGACUCAUCUUGAUCAUCAUCAUCAUCAUCAUCAUCAUCAUCAUCUUCUUUAAGGAAGCUUGAAAUGGUACUACCUUUGUGCCAUCUAUCACCAUUAUUAGGCCCUUCAGUGUUCUGAUCACCUUUAUCAUCAGUCUCCUCUUCUUCCAUUAAUCUCUUCUCGAGUUUCUUCUCUGCUUCCUGUAAGAACUUGAACUUGGGAGGAGGUGAAGACCUUAAUCUGUUGAACUCAGCAUCUGUUGUUGACUCAAAGUGGAAGUUGAAGCCAUUUUGGCUAUAAGAGCCACCGGGAGUAAGAGGAGGAGUGACAAAUGGGGGUGAAGCUAAAGGGGUCAAAUAUGGAGUCUCAACUGUGACAAUCAAAUCACUUAAGCUUCUAUUUCUUGACCCUUUUCGGCUCUUAUUAGAUCUCCCAUCAUCAGAUUCUAAGUCUUCUUUGGUCUCUUCUAUGAUUGUGAAGAGAAAUCUUGGAUGGCCUGAAGGGUUUUGCAGCCUCAUAAACUCACCUUCCAUUCCCUCCUCUCCAAAGGGUUUAAAUAGAAAAUCAUUGUUUGAGUUCAUAUGAAGCUGAGAAUUUGAUUCUGGGAUAAGGUUAUUGGUUGAAAUUCUUGUUGAAGAGCAGAGUUGUUGAGGGUUAAGAGCUGAGUGGCCAAAAGCUGAGUGUUUUCUCCAGCAAAACAUGUAGAAAAGCUCUUUUGCUGGGCUACUACUGUAAUCAUUUUCCAUCUCUCUAUUUGUGAAUCUCUUCUUCCACCAGAACAAGUAGUAAAGCUCAGCCAUUAGAGCUAAGAAAAGGCAACUAAACACUACACUUAAACCUAUUCCUACACUACUCAAAGACUUCAUCUUUUGCCUAAAAAUAACAUUAGAAAACUAAAUAUAAACUGGUUUUAACUCAAAAGAAGAACCAACAUAAAAUAAGCAAGAGAUUCUAUAGUUUCGAACUUCAAAUCAAACAAAAGAAACAAAAAAUAGAAUAUGCUUUACUUUUACACUACUAGUUGCUCAAAACCAUUAAAGCCUAAUUGGGCUGUAAAAGAAUCCCAAGAAAGUGAAAGAAAAGCUGAUGAGAGUUUCUGAAUGGUACCAAUCUUCUCUGAACAAAGGACAACCCCCCCAUGAACUUGGUCUUGAACUUGCACAAAAAAAGAAAAAAAGAAGAGAAAAACUCACAAGCACUUAUCUACUUUGCAAUAUACAAAAUUUUACAACUUUAAAUCUAAAAUAUAAUGUAACCCCAGUUCAGAUAC
This is a messenger RNA of Cannabis sativa, 3874 nucleotides long. RefSeq names its product geranylgeranyl transferase type-1 subunit beta. NCBI's taxonomy places the organism in Eukaryota, Viridiplantae, Streptophyta, Magnoliopsida, Rosales, Cannabaceae. The transcript is spliced from 11 exons. Gene Ontology annotation, biological process: protein geranylgeranylation. The record is from RefSeq and is a predicted model, not a curated record. Bases 276 to 1355 code for a protein of 359 amino acids. Gene Ontology annotation, cellular component: CAAX-protein geranylgeranyltransferase complex. Gene Ontology annotation, molecular function: CAAX-protein geranylgeranyltransferase activity.